AUGCCUGACGGCAAGAAAAGCAAGAAAGGCAGCGGAGGAGGUAAACGUGAUGCUGGUCCGGUCAUCACCGAUCCACGAUUUGCAAACAUCCAAACAGACCCUCGCUAUCGUCUCCCCAGCAAACGACACACACACGUCAAACUCGAUAAACGGUUUUCGCACAUCCUGCACGAUAAGGACUUCUCGAGGAACGCUGCUGUUGAUAGGUAUGGACGAAAACUGGCCCGUGAUGAUACGAAGAAGCACCUUGAACGAUUCUAUCGACUCGGGGAUGAUGAAGAUGAGGGGGGUGAAGAAGAUGAGGGUAAUAUCAGCGUUGAUGAAGAUGAUGUGGUAUUAAAGGAGUUGAAAAAGGCCGAUAGCAGGGCACCGGGGUAUGAUCCAGCCCGUGAUGGUGGCUUUUCUUCUUCGUCGUCGGAGGAGGAGUCAAGUGAAGAUGAGGAAGAGGAGGAAGAUGAGGAAGCUAUCGGGGGUGAGGAGUUGGAUUUCCCCGACAAGCAACGGGAGGAUGUGCCCAUUGGCGAAGUCACGAAUCGGAUCGCUGUGGUUAAUCUGGAUUGGGAUAACAUCCGGGCGGAAGAUUUGAUGGCCGUCUUUUCGAGCUUCACGCCUGCCGGUGGGCGGGUGUUGAAGGUUAUUGUCUAUCCCAGCGAGUUUGGAAAGGAGCGCAUGGAGAAGGAGGAGACAGAAGGACCUCCGAGGGAGAUUUUUGCUACGAAAAGUGACGAGGAUGAUGAGGAAGAAGAAGAAGAAGAAGAGCUUGACUCUGAAGAGGAGGAAGAAAAGAUUAAAAAAUCGAUUCUCAAGGAGGACAAGGGCGAAGAUUUUAACACUACGCAACUUCGGAAAUAUCAGUUGGAGCGACUACGCUAUUUCUACGCCAUCCUGACAUUUUCAUCGAAAGAGGUUGCAAAACAUGUCUACGACAAUGUUGAUGGAGCGGAAUACCUUACGAGUGCAAACUUUUUCGAUCUUCGUUUUGUGCCUGAUGAGACCGAUUUCUCUGACGAUCAGCCACGAGACGAAUGCGGGCGGAUUCCGGACGGAUACCAACCGAACGACUUCGUGACCGACGCUCUUCAACAUAGUAAGGUCAAGCUGACCUGGGAUAUGGAUGAUAAGUCGCGCAAGGACGCGCAGGCCCGAGCUUUCCGAGGGAGCCGAAAAGAGAUCGACGAGAAUGAUUUAAAGGCUUAUCUUGCCAGUGAUAGUUCCGACGACGAAGAGGACGGAGGUGUGGAUAUCGUCGAUGGCACAAAGGGAGAAGGAUCCAAAAUCUCACAGAAGGAGGAAGAGCGACAACGCAUGCGAGCGCUUCUUGGCCUGAGCGCACAGCCUGCCCAAUCCUCCAAAUCAGAUGGCCCCGUUGGUGAGAUGGAGGUUACUUUCACGUCUGGUUUGGCUGGUGGUCCCAACCGCGACACUAUCUUCGAGAAUGAGCCCGAAGAGACUAGCGUUGAGAAAUAUUUGCGCAAAGAGCGCGAGAGGAAGAAGCGACGAAAGGAGAAGCUGAAGGGUGAUAAAGUGGACGAUGCCGAUGACGAUGACAAAGACGGCGCAGAUGAAGAGAAGCCACAUGGAGAUGAAGAUAUGGGCUUCAAUGAUCCCUUCUUCGAAGACCCCUCUGACAAGGCAGCUACCGCGGCUCGCCGCAAAGAGGAGAAGCGCAGGAAGCGAGAGGAGCGUGAAGCUGAGGAAACAGCCGCUGCAGCCAAGCGGGCAGAACUGGAAUUGCUGAUGAUGGACGACGAUGAUGCUAAAUCUGGAAUGAGGCACUUUGAUAUGAACGAGAUUGCCAAGGCGGAGAAGCAAUCCCGCAAGAAGAAGGGCAAGCGCAAGGGCAAGGACCAAGCAGUGCAAGAAGCCACCGAUAACUUCGAAAUGGAUGUCAGCGAUCCGCGAUUUUCCCGACUUUUCCAGAACCACGAAUUUGCAAUCGACCCUACCAACCCCCGGUUCAAACCCACGUCGGGUAUGAAAGCUCUGCUGGAGGAGGGCCGCAAACGCCGCCGAGAGCGGGAUGACCGUGGAGACGAGGAGGAUCAGGCUCGCGAUUCGACGACGAAGAAAAAGCGGUCUAAGAAGAGUAAUGGUACGAAUGAUUUGAAGGACUUGGUGGAGAAGGUGAAGCGGAAGACGAAGGCUUGA
Messenger RNA from Aspergillus puulaauensis, 2148 nucleotides. RefSeq names its product pre-rRNA-processing protein ESF1 (gene ESF1). Gene Ontology annotation, molecular function: RNA binding. The record is from RefSeq and is a predicted model, not a curated record. Gene Ontology annotation, cellular component: nucleus. NCBI's taxonomy places the organism in Eukaryota, Fungi, Ascomycota, Eurotiomycetes, Eurotiales, Aspergillaceae. The transcript is spliced from 2 exons. Bases 1 to 2148 code for a protein of 715 amino acids. Gene Ontology annotation, biological process: rRNA processing.